Messenger RNA from Bactrocera neohumeralis, 1140 nucleotides. RefSeq names its product corrinoid adenosyltransferase MMAB-like. The record is from RefSeq and is a predicted model, not a curated record. Gene Ontology annotation, molecular function: corrinoid adenosyltransferase activity. The transcript has a single exon. The coding region runs from base 1 to 1140 and encodes 379 amino acids. Lineage: Eukaryota; Metazoa; Arthropoda; Insecta; Diptera; Tephritidae.
AUGCCUGACACCGCAACCAUUGCGUCCUUUGUAGCGUCCUUUGCCGCCCUCGCGUCGGCUGGCGGUUUGCUUUCGCUGAUUAUCCUACUUAACCGAGACCGCGCACUGGCUGGAGGGCGGAGCGCGACUCCGAAGGAAACUCCUCUCUCGCCGGUGAAGUUGCCGGUCCGCAAGCGCCCACUGGCAACCCGCGCGACGCCCACCUUCACAGGCACGAAUGACAUUGAGCGCACACUCGCACCUGACGUCAUCGCCAUGCACGAAGAAGCGGUUGCACGAGGCGAAGAGACCUACAUUGAUCCGGACACGGGGUUUACAGUGUUCACUCGGUUGGCCCACCUUCGCAAAGGCCGCUGCUGCGGUUGUCGGUGCCGCCAUUGCCCAUACGGCCACAUCAACGUUCCUGGGAAUCGACCCAAAGCGAUUCCAUCCGCGACAGCCAGCGGCGCUGCAGCGCGCGCGUCGGCCCUACUGGCGGUUGAGGGGGAAGCUGGGGUACCGCAAGACGGACCGACCCAGGAGGCUCCCCACAGCGUCGUGUACACCAAGACGGGCGACAAAGGCACGUCGGCGCUUUUCACAGGUGAGCGUCGCAAGAAGACGGACGUCGUGUUCGACGCACUGGGCGCUGUGGAUGAGCUGAGCAGCCACGUCGGGCUUGCCCGCGCGAUGCUGCGGGACAUGGCGACGCAGCAGAAGGGCGAGAUUGAGCUGAUGGCGACGCUCGAAGAGAUGCAGCAGGAACUGCUAAACGCGGGCACUGUCGUGGCGACACCUGCGGCGCAGCAGUUCAAGGAGAAAGGCGCCGAACACUCCAUUGUGAAGCUCCUGGAGGGCUACCGAUUCCCGGAGAAGACGAUGGAAAUGGAGAAGAUGAUUGACACGAUGGAUGCGCGUUUGGAGCCGCUCCGUAUUUUCAUUCUGCCCGGCGGGGGUAACAUGGCCUCCGCCCAGCUGCACGUGUGCCGCACUACCUGCCGUCGCGCGGAGCGAUGUAUGAUUGCUGUCGGUGACACCCAUGAGGAGAAGUACACGGACCACCUGCGCCAGGCAACUGUUUACGUGAAUCGCCUGAGCGACUUCUUUUUUGUUGCGGCUCGCAGUGUUGCAGAGGAGGACAUUGUGCGGAAGUACGAUUAA